Molecule: messenger RNA, 576 nt
Organism: Prorocentrum cordatum
Lineage: Eukaryota; Dinophyceae; Prorocentrales; Prorocentraceae
Source: the annotation of a GenBank genome assembly
AUGGGGACCAUCAUCAUGAUACAUCUGCUCGCGUGCUUCUGGUUCGCCCUGGGCAAGGGCUCGACGAGAGGCUGGAUCUACCAGGAGCGCAUCGACAACGCGUCGUUCGGCGACCAGUACUUGGUCAGCUUCCAGUGGUCAAUGGCGCGCCUCCAUCCGAGCACGUUCGGCGAGAACAUGUCGCUGGAGACGACGCGGGAGAGGAUCUUCUCCAUCAUCGUGUCGCUCUUCGCCCUGUGCGGGGGCGGCGUGUUCAUCAGCAGCAUCACCAACACCAUGGCCCAGCUGCAGGCGUACCGGCAGCAGCGCACGCGGAAGCUGUGGGUCAUCCGCGCGUACGUGCGCGAGAACCACAUCUCCACGCAGCUGUCGGUGCGCGUCAAGAAGUACGUCGAGAAGAGCCUCGGCCGCAAGCUGCGAGAGCAGCACGCCGCCGAGCUCGUCCCCGACGACCCGCGUUUGCCAAUCCGGGCGCCUGUGGCGCUGGAGUUCGGCCCCACCGCCGCGACGAGCAGAUCCGCGUGUCGCGUCUCCGGCGAGAGCGGCGGCGUCUCCCGAGGCCUCGGUGUCGGGUGA